AAACGUUUGCCAUGGUAUUUUGAUCCCGUCUCCAAAGYUUGAGGGGUCGAAGAUCCAUGUUGACAUCAUUCAGGAUAACAAAGGCUUUUCUAAUCCCAACUAUCAUCCUCCACCUUCACUUUGUCUUUCGGACCCAAACAAACCAGAAAACGUAAAAACCUUCUAUGUAGUAAUAUUUCUUUCAAGUUCGCACUGGUAACACCCAAAGUUACAGGUCUAUAAUUGUCAAGCAGUCAUAUUCCUGUGUUUGUUACUGGAAUGACCUGUCAAAAGUCUGGUACCUGCUAAACAUGGAAUCACUUUGCUCCGAAAAAAUGAUCAACAAUGAUAGUGUCAUAGGGUCAAAAAUAACACCUACACUUCUAAUCACCCUGUAAUUUUACUCCAAGAAUUUGUUUGGAAAAAAGCAACCGAUUUUCUUUUGUUCUGAUUGUUUGAAGUUUGAACAGAAAUGAGGGGUUUCUGUGCUGUUGUUGUUUUGGUGUGUGUCGUUGUGUGUUCCAAUGCAGCUUCUAUAAAUCAACCUGGUCAGUCAAGAAAUUUCAUCCCUAAUCGCUUUGACAUUAAAGGAACUUUGAUAAAUAAUGAUGGUACCUUUAAGAGACAAGACGUAUCAGAUGAACCCGUGGCACAGCAAUCCAUGUUUGAUCAGCUCGGUGAAGGACAGGAAGCAAACCUAGCCUAUCAACAACCAGSAGCUUACCAAGGAGAUCAGCAGCCUUUUCAAGAUUACCAGAACCCUCAGGCCAACUUUUUAGCUCAACAGAACGACCAGAACGCUUAUUACCAAAACUCUCAGCUAGCACCCGAACAAAAUAUGCAGGGAUAUGUAGACAGCGCGCCACAGAACGAUGACUUGCACGGGCAAGAGGGAGAAGGGCAGAUGUACAAUGCUAUGGCACAACAGGAAUAUCAACCUAACUAUAAUGACCAGACUCCACCAGAGGCCGAAUUCCAGGCUGCACAGYCGUACUAUAGCGAACAGCCACCACAAGAAGAACAACAACAGACAAAAGACGUUCGACCAUCAACUCAGGAUGACAUCAAGGGAUCUGACCGUGAUACCAUAGCAAAGAAUAAAGAAAAGGCCAGGGAAAAAAUUCUUGGCGCGACAAAGAAGUUCAAAAUCCCAAAGAAUCUUUCUCCCAAAGACCUGGAAGGAAUGAUAGGAUACUCCAAACAGAUUUAUCUUCGGGGUGGCCAUCAGUAAACCCUUAGGUACAACUAUAUAAGGAUAACUCCAACUUCACAAUCAAUSCAAACAACAGUCUGUGUUUGGACUACAUUAAAGUGACAUUCUACGCCUCA
Molecule: messenger RNA, 1308 nt
Organism: Actinia tenebrosa (Australian red waratah sea anemone)
Lineage: Eukaryota; Metazoa; Cnidaria; Anthozoa; Actiniaria; Actiniidae
Source: RefSeq, a predicted model, not a curated record